AUGGCUGAGAGGGCUCUCGAAAAGGCCGAGGAGGCUAUUGCCUCCGGCCACCGUGCCGAGGAGAUUGAGCCUACGUAUCGAGCUUCCCAGGACUCUAGCUCUACCGUCGAUGGCCCCGGCAUUGAGCGACGCGGAUCCGCUGUCCGCCAGGGCGGUAUUUCCAUCGAGCAGGCUGAGGCUGAGUUCGCCGAACUCCAGAGGGAGUUUACCGGUGUCUCUCGAGCAAGUCGUCAGAAGACCCGAAAGAGCAUGGACCCUGAAAAGGACGGUGCUGCUGAUGGCUCCGACGAGGCCUCGCUCUUCGAUCUUGAGGCGGCCCUGCGAGGAAACCUGGAUGCUGAGCGAGAGGCUGGAAUCCGCUCCAAGCAUAUCGGCGCCUACUGGGAUGGUUUGACCGUCAGGGGCAUCGGUGGCAUGACCAACUACGUCCAGACUUUCCCGGACGCCUUCGUCAACUUCUUCGAUAUCAUCUCUCCCGUUCUCGGCCUCGUUGGUCUAGGUCCCAAGCCCACGCAGGCGACUCUUCUCGACAACUUCCGCGGUGUUUGCAAGCCCGGCGAGAUGGUGCUCGUCCUGGGAAAGCCCGGUUCCGGCUGCACCACCUUCCUCAAGACCAUCGCCAACCAGCGAUAUGGCUACACGGGCGUCACUGGAGAGGUCCUUUACGGACCGUGGAACGCCAAGGAGUUCGACCAGUACCGAGGCGAGGCCGUCUACAACGCCGAGGACGACAUCCACCACCCCACGCUGACGGUUGAGCAGACGCUCGGCUUUGCGCUCGACACCAAGAUGCCCGCCAAGCGACCUGGCGGCAUGUCCAAGGAGGAAUUCAAGCAGAGCGUCAUCACCACGCUGCUCAAGAUGUUCAACAUUGAGCACACGCGCACGACGGUUGUCGGAGACCACUUCGUCCGAGGUAUUUCUGGUGGUGAGCGCAAGCGUGUCUCCAUCGCCGAGGGCAUGAUCACCAACGCCUGCAUUCUGUCCUGGGACAACAGCACCCGCGGCCUCGACGCCAGCACCGCCCUGGACUUCGCCAAGUCUCUGCGCGUCCAGACCAACCUGUACAAGACCACCACCUUCGUCUCCCUGUACCAGGCCUCCGAGAACAUCUACAGCCUCUUCGACAAGGUCAUGCUCAUCGACGAGGGCAAGCAGGUCUUCUUCGGCCCGGCCCAGAGCGCCCGCGCCUACUUCGAGGGCCUGGGCUUCGCUCCCCGGCCGCGAAUGACUUCUGCGGAUUACUUGACCGCUUGCACUGACGAGUUCGAGCGCGAGUAUGUCGACGGCCGCUCGGCGGAGAAUGCGCCUCACAGCCCCGAAUCGCUGCUCGAGGCCUUCAAGGCCUCGCCUGCGCAGAAGGCUCUGGAUGCGGAGAUGGCCGAGUACAAGGCCAGCCUGCAGCUCGAGCAGGAGAAGCACGACGACUUCCAGGCCGCCGUCAAGGAGAGCAAGCGCGGAUCAUCCAAGAAGUCGGUGUACCAGGUCGGCUUCCACCUGCAGGUCUACGCCCUGAUGAAGCGCCAGUUCAUCCUCAAGCUCCAGGAUCGCUUCAACCUCACCCUCGCCUGGCUCCGCAGCAUCAUCAUCGCCAUUGUCCUCGGCACUCUGUUCCUCAACCUCGGAAAGACGUCGGCCAGCGCCUUCAGCAAGGGCGGUCUGCUCUUCAUCGCCCUCCUGUUCAACGCUUUCCAGGCCUUCUCUGAACUUGCGGGGACCAUGACUGGCCGCGCGAUUGUCAACAAGCACAAGGCCUACGCGUUCCAUCGACCCUCUGCCUUGUGGAUUGCCCAGAUCAUUGUCGAUCAGGCGUUUGCUGCGAGUCAGAUUCUCGUCUUCUCCAUCAUUGUAUACUUCAUGAGUGGCUUGGUCCGGGAGGCGGGUGCGUUCUUCACCUUCUACCUAAUGAUUCUCUCCGGGAACAUUGCCAUGACCCUCUUCUUCCGAAUCAUCGGAUGCAUCAGCCCCGAUUUCGACUACGCCAUCAAGUUCGCCGUCGUUGUUAUCACGCUCUUUGUCACCACAUCCGGUUACCUGAUCCAGUACCAGUCCGAGAAGGUCUGGCUGCGUUGGAUCUACUGGGUCAAUGUGCUUGGUUUGGCCUUCAGCGCGAUGAUGCAGAACGAGUUCAGCCGCAUUGACAUGACCUGCACUGCCGAUUCGCUCAUCCCCUCCGGUCCUGGCUACGACGACAUCAACCAUCAGGUUUGCACUCUUGCUGGCUCGACCGGUGGCACCACCUUCAUCAGGGGCUCUGAUUAUAUCUCUGAAGGUUUCUCGUACUUCCCCGGCGACCUCUGGCGCAACUGGGGCAUCAUCAUGUCUCUCAUCAUCUUCUUCCUGAUCCUCAACGUCGUCCUGGGCGAGUUUAUCAAGUACGGAAUGGGUGGCAACUCGGCCAAGAUCUUUUCCAAGCCCAACAAGGAGAGGAAGGCCCUCAACGAAGCUCUUAUUGAGAAGCGAGACGCCAAGCGCAAGGAUAAGUCCAACGAGACCGGUUCGGAUCUCAAGAUUGAGUCAGAGGCCAUUCUUACCUGGGAGGACCUCAACUACGAUGUCCCCGUCCCCGGUGGUACUCGUCGUCUGUUGAACAACGUCUUUGGAUACGUCCGUCCUGGUGAGCUGACCGCCCUGAUGGGUGCUUCCGGUGCUGGAAAGACCACCCUCCUCGAUGUCCUGGCCGCCCGAAAGAACAUUGGUGUCAUCCAUGGUGAUAUUCUCGUCGACAGCGCCAAACCCGGCAAGCAGUUCCAGCGUUCCACCUCGUAUGCUGAGCAGCUUGAUCUGCACGAACCUACCCAGACCGUCCGAGAGGCCCUCCGAUUUUCCGCCGAGCUGCGCCAGCCCUUCCACGUCCCCAUGUCCGAACGCCACGCCUACGUCGAGGAGAUUAUCUCUCUGCUCGAAAUGGAGGGAUUCGCGGAUGCCAUCAUUGGUUCUCCUGAGUUUGGUCUUUCCGUCGAACAGCGCAAGCGUGUGACUAUCGGUGUCGAGCUGGCGGCGAAGCCUGAGCUCUUGUUGUUCCUGGACGAGCCUACCUCCGGCCUCGACAGCCAGAGCGCCUUCAACAUUGUCCGAUUCCUCAAGAAGCUGGCUGCUUCCGGCCAGGCCAUUCUCUGCACCAUCCACCAGCCCAACGCCGCGCUGUUCGAGAACUUCGACCGCCUUCUGCUUCUCCAGCGUGGUGGCCGCACCGUCUACUUUGGUGACAUCGGCAAGGAUGCCUGUGUCCUCCGAGACUAUCUUGCACGACACGGCGCCGAGACUCCCGCUACUGAGAACGUCGCCGAAUACAUGCUCGAGGCUGUGGGCGCUGGUAGUGCUCCUCGUGUUGGUGAUCGAGACUGGGCGGAUAUCUGGGACGAGAGCCCUGAGCUCGCUGCUGCCAAGGCGGCCAUCACGCAGAUGAAGGCCGAGAGGAAGGCGGCUGGUGCUAACUUGAAUGCCGAUUCGGAGAUGGAGUACGCCUCUCCUUUCGGUCAUCAGCUCAAGGUUGUGUCCAGACGCAUGUUCCGAUCCUUCUGGCGCUCGCCCAACUACCUCUUCACCCGUGUCUUCGCUCACGUCGCUGUCGCCCUCAUCACUGGUCUUACUUAUCUCAACCUGGAUGAUUCUCGAGCCUCGCUUCAGUACAAGGUCUUCGUCAUCUUCCAAGUCACGGUGCUUCCGGCUCUGAUUAUCACCCAAGUCGAGGUCAUGUUCCACAUCAAGCGAGCUCUCUUCUUCCGCGAGGCUUCGUCCAAGAUGUACUCGCCUUUCACCUUCGUUUUCUCCAUCAUCGCCGCCGAGAUGCCUUAUUCGAUUCUUUGCGCCGUUGCCUUUUACCUCCCGCUGUACUUCAUGCCUGGUUUCCAGACCGAUUCUUCGCGCGCCGGCUACCAGUUCUUCAUGGUUCUCAUCACUGAGAUCUUUGCCGUCACGCUAGGCCAAGGCCUUGCUUCGAUCACUCCCUCGCCCUUCAUCUCGGCCCAGUUUGAUCCCUUCAUCAUCAUCAACUUCGCUCUCUUCUGCGGUGUCACCAUCGCUCCCCCCCAGAUGCCCGGCUUCUGGCGCGCGUGGCUCUACCAGCUCGAUCCCUUCACCCGCCUCAUCGGCGGCAUGGUUACGACCGCGCUGCACGAGCUGCCCGUUGUGUGCAAGCCCAGCGAGUACAACGUCUUUACUGCUCCCGAGGGCAUGAACUGCGGCGAGUACAUGCAGCCCUUCUUCGAGCGUGGUGGUUCCGGCUACUUGGCUAGCAAUACCACGCAGGACUGCGAGUAUUGCGCGUACAAGGUCGGCGACGAGUUCUACGCCGCCUUCAACCUGUCGUUUGACAACCGCUGGAGAGAUCUGGGUAUCUUCUGCGCCUUUGUAGGCAGCAACUUGAUCAUCCUGCUCCUGGCUAGCCGCUUCCUGAACUUCAACCGACGAUAA
Molecule: messenger RNA, 4416 nt
Organism: Ilyonectria robusta
Lineage: Eukaryota; Fungi; Ascomycota; Sordariomycetes; Hypocreales; Nectriaceae
Product: ABC-2 type transporter-domain-containing protein
Exons: 2
Coding region: 1-4416 (1471 amino acids)
Biological process (GO): transmembrane transport
Cellular component (GO): membrane
Molecular function (GO): ATP binding; ABC-type transporter activity; ATP hydrolysis activity
Source: RefSeq, a predicted model, not a curated record